Molecule: messenger RNA, 1383 nt
Organism: Glarea lozoyensis ATCC 20868
Lineage: Eukaryota; Fungi; Ascomycota; Leotiomycetes; Helotiales; Helotiaceae
Product: Aquaporin-like protein
Exons: 2
Coding region: 1-1383 (460 amino acids)
Biological process (GO): glycerol transmembrane transport; water transport
Cellular component (GO): plasma membrane
Molecular function (GO): glycerol channel activity; water channel activity
Source: RefSeq, a predicted model, not a curated record
AUGUCCUCCUCAUCAGAUACCGCGUAUUCCGAGGAAAAUUCAAGCCCAAAACGAAAAGAUUGGGCGGAGAUGAAACCGCCUUCGAAAGAUGAAGGAAAAUAUGGCAUUGGACCUGGUGUGAUCAAUCCACACGACGACAUACAAAAAUCAGACACCGCGUACGAUCAACACCAAGAGAAAGUGGCAGAUAUUGUCGGCCCAGGCCCAGGCACGAAACCUUCAAACGAUACCAAUGGCCGUGUGGAGCAUCGAGAACAUGCGCGAAGUCCUACUCUAUCACCACCUAGCCGUAUAAGACGCCUCCAUAGCAUGGAAACUGUGCAGUCUAAUCAAACCAAAAAUACUGGAAAUACUAUGACUUCCAGGAAAACUCACCAAGAACUGGAGCAUGAAAGUACGAUUUCGACAAUCCGCACCCACCUUGGAUUAGAAGCGGAUGCCCCAAUUCUCGAAGGGCAUGAGGUUCAUCACCACCUAACAUGGAGUACCGUCCGAACGGUCAUGCGGGAACCUUUCUUGGAAUUCUUUGGCACAUUUGUCAUGGUUCUUUUUGGAAAUGGAAGCGUAGCGCAAGUCCUGCUAUCAACAGGCCAGACCAGCGCGCCAGGAGGGGCUGGUUUCGGUUCAUAUCAGAGUAUCAAUUGGGGUUGGGGUCUAGGAGUUAUGCUAGGAAUUUACGUCGCAGGUGACAGCGGCGGUUUCCUCAAUCCCGCCAUCACGAUGGCUUUCUGCCUCUUUCGCCGACUUCCAUGGCGACGGUUUCCCAUCUAUGCCAUAGCGCAACUUCUCGGCGGAUUCUGCGCCUCGGGCGUCGUAUACGCCAACUAUAUCAACGCGAUCAACGAGUUCGAAGGCGAUGGAAUCCGUACCGUUCCUCCUUCUACCACUGCGACCGCGGGAAUAUUUUGCACUUACCCGGCAGCUUUCAUGACGAAGACAAGCCAAUUUUUCUCCGAGUUCAUUGCAUCCGCGAUCCUCAUCUUCGUUAUUUUCGCGCUAAAAGACGAUUCGAACCCCGGCGCGAUGGGAAAAUCCGGCGCGGGUCAACUAUUUCCACUUGCGCUGCUAUUCUUGAUCUUCGGACUCGGCGCGUGUUUUGGUUGGGAAACAGGUUACGCCAUUAACAUUGCUCGUGAUUUUGGCCCCAGACUCAUGAGUUAUAUUGUGGGAUAUCCGAAAGAGGUGUGGAGUGCAGGUAAUUAUUACUUUUGGGUUCCAAUGGUGGCGCCGUUUUGCGGUGUUCUAUUUGGUGGGUUCUUGUAUGAUGUGUUUGCGUACACUGGGCCGGAGAGUCCGGUUAAUACGCCUUGGUUGGGAUUUAAAUAUUUGUUUGCUGGUGGGUAUUGGAGAAAGAAGAAGGAGGGUGGGGAGUAUGAUGUGUAA